AUGACUACCGGAAGCUUCUUUCAAAAGGCUCAGAACUUUAUCUUUUCCAAGGAUUUUAUCAAGUGUAAGGAGUUUUACAUUUGCUCAACCCAUUUCUGGGGCCCCGUCUCCAACUUUGGUAUCCCUGUGGCUGCUGUGCUUGAUCUCAAGAAGGAUCCUACUCUUAUCUCGGGCCCUAUGACUGGUUCUCUUAUUAUUUACUCUCUCGUUUUCAUGAAAUAUGCUACCGCCGUCACUCCUUGGAACCCUCUGCUCUUUGGCUGCCAUCUCGUCAAUGAAGCUGCCCAGCUCGCUCAGGGCGCAAGAUACGCAAACUACUGGUACUUGGGUGGCAGAGAGCGCGCCAUUGCUGCCGGUACUGUCCCCGCAGAACCCGUCACUCCUGUUGCUGCUGCUCCCGUCGAGAAGAAGGACUAA
This is a messenger RNA of Magnusiomyces paraingens, 417 nucleotides long. RefSeq lists its product as uncharacterized. Gene Ontology annotation, cellular component: mitochondrial inner membrane. NCBI's taxonomy places the organism in Eukaryota, Fungi, Ascomycota, Dipodascomycetes, Dipodascales, Dipodascaceae. Gene Ontology annotation, biological process: pyruvate import into mitochondria. The record is from RefSeq and is a predicted model, not a curated record. The transcript is spliced from 5 exons. Bases 1 to 417 code for a protein of 138 amino acids.